Messenger RNA from Cynocephalus volans (Philippine flying lemur), 1128 nucleotides. RefSeq names its product surfactant protein D (gene SFTPD). Gene Ontology annotation, cellular component: extracellular matrix. NCBI's taxonomy places the organism in Eukaryota, Metazoa, Chordata, Mammalia, Dermoptera, Cynocephalidae. The record is from RefSeq and is a predicted model, not a curated record. Bases 1 to 1128 code for a protein of 375 amino acids. The transcript has 7 exons.
AUGCUGCUCCUCCUCCUCUCUGUGCUGCUCCUGCUCACACAGCCCCUGAGGUAUCUGGGCGCAGAAAUGAAGACCUAUUCCCAGAGAGCAGUUACCAAUGCCUGCACCCUGGUCAUGUGUAGCCCCACGGAAAAUGGCCUGCCUGGUCGCGAUGGACGGGAUGGGAGAGAGGGCCCCCGGGGCGAGAAGGGAGAUCAAGGUUUGCCAGGAGCUGUAGGGCGAUCAGGGAUGCCUGGACCAGCUGGCCCAGUUGGACCCAAAGGUGACAAUGGCUCUGCUGGAGAACCUGGACCUAAGGGAGACUCUGGACCACGUGGACCUCCAGGACUUCCAGGUAUACCUGGUCCAGCUGGAAGAGAGGGUCCCUCAGGGAAUCAAGGGAACAUAGGACCUCAAGGAAAACCAGGUCCAAAAGGAGAGACUGGGCCCAAAGGAGAAGUAGGCGCCCCAGGCAUGCAUGGCACUGCAGGGACAAGAGGCCCCAUGGGCCUUAAAGGAGAGAAAGGUGCCCCUGGUGAGCGUGGAGACCCUGGAAAUGCUGGGGCAGCAGGGCCUUCUGGAGCUGUGGGUCCACAGGGAACUCCGGGUGCCAGGGGACCCUCAGGACUCAAGGGGGACAGAGGCAUUCCCGGUGACAAAGGCUCCAAGGGAGACAGUGGACUUGCAGACAUUGCUGCUCUGAGGCAGCAAGUGGAGGCCUUACAGAGACAGGUACAGCAGCUCCAGGCUGCCUUCUCUCAGUAUAAGAAAGUUGAGCUCUUUCCCAAUGGCCGAGGUGUUGGGGAGAAGAUCUUCAAGACAGCAGGCUUUGAAACUCCUCAUGAGGCUGCACAGCAGGUUUGCAGGCAGGCUGGUGGUCAGUUGGCUUCCCCACGCUCUGCAGCUGAGAAUGCCGCCUUGCAACAGCUGGUCACAGCCCAGAACAAGGCUGCUUUCCUGAGUGUGACUGACACCAAGAUGGAGGGCAAUUUCACCUACCCCACAGGGGAGCCCCUGGUCUAUUCCAACUGGGCCCCAGGAGAACCCAACAACAACGGAGGGGCAGAGAACUGUGUGGAGAUCUUCACCAAUGGCAAGUGGAAUGACAAGUCUUGCGGAGAGCAGCGCCUUGUGGUCUGCGAGUUCUGA